Callorhinchus milii (elephant shark) is the source of this 2508-nucleotide messenger RNA. It is a transcript of the gene prkn, whose product is annotated as parkin RBR E3 ubiquitin protein ligase. Gene Ontology annotation, cellular component: cytosol; mitochondrion; ubiquitin ligase complex. The transcript is spliced from 12 exons. The coding region runs from base 51 to 1439 and encodes 462 amino acids. Gene Ontology annotation, molecular function: zinc ion binding; ubiquitin conjugating enzyme binding; ubiquitin protein ligase activity. The record is from RefSeq and is a predicted model, not a curated record. Lineage: Eukaryota; Metazoa; Chordata; Chondrichthyes; Chimaeriformes; Callorhinchidae. Gene Ontology annotation, biological process: regulation of mitochondrion organization; ubiquitin-dependent protein catabolic process; positive regulation of proteasomal ubiquitin-dependent protein catabolic process.
CGUACAGACAGACAGACAGACCGACCGACCUUCCCGAUCCGCUGUAUGAAAUGAUCGUGUUUGUUAGGUUCAAUUCAAGCCAUGGAUUCCCAGUGGAGCUUGAUGCAAAUGCCAGCAUCCUCCAGCUUAAGGAGGCAGUUGCUAAGAGACAAGAAGUUCCAGCUGACCAGUUACGCGUGAUCUUUGCUGGAAAGGAGCUGAGCAAUGACCUGACACUGCAGAACUGUGACAUGAUCCAGCAAAGUACUGUUCAUGUGGUACAAAGCAUUUCCAACCCAAUCCAAAGUUCAGCUAGUAAUUCAGGCAGUGGGAUUCUUGAGAGGAGGAAUGGAAAUGAAGUGAUCAGCUUAACUCAAGUGGACCUCAGCACUUCUGUGUUUUCUGGACAAUCUACAGGUCUUGCUGACAUCCACGAUAUAGGAGACCAUACUCCCUCCACCCAGACUGGAAGUUCAGGCUCAACACAUUACAAAAGUUUUUACGUGUACUGCAAGAACUUGUGCAAAGCUAUACAACCUGGCAAAUUGAGGGUGCGAUGCAGCAAGUGUCAGCAGGGGACCUUGACUUUAACCAGGGACCCAUCCUGCUGGGAAGAUGUGCUGGUUAGAAACCGGUUGAUGGGUGUAUGUCAAGCACAGGAUUGUGAUGGAACUGUGGCUGAGUUCUACUUCAAAUGUGGAGCACACCCAACCUCUGACAGUGAUACAUCAGUGGUUUUGAACCUAAUUACCCCAAACAGGCAGCACGUGCCCUGUAUAACUUGUACUGAUACUGGUGAUCCAGUGUUGGUGUUUCCUUGUGCAGACUGCCACGUCAUAUGUCUAGAUUGUUUUCGUUUAUACUGUAUGACACGACUGAAUGAUCGCCAGUUUAUUCACGAUCCACAGCUUGGAUAUACUCUGCCCUGCGUGGCUGGUUGCCCAGACUCAGCGAUUAAAGAGCUGCAUCAUUUCCGAAUUCUCGGGAACCACCAGUAUGAUCGCUACCAGCGCUAUGGAGCAGAGGAAUAUGUGCUAUGUAUGAGAGGAGUGCUGUGUCCGAGCCCAGGCUGCGGAGCUGGUCUGCUUCCAGAUGCAGGUGUGCGAAGGAUAGAGUGCCUACAGCAAGAUGGAGUUGGCUGCGGGUUUGUCUUCUGCCGUGAAUGCAAGGAAGAAUACCACGAGGGGCAGUGUUGUGUACUUCGUGUGAGGGAGAGAGCUCCAGAACAGCAGGCUUAUGUUGUUGACCCUCAGGCUGCUCAGCUAGCUCGCUGGGAAGAGGCUUCAAGGCAAACAAUUGAGCAGACAACCAAGCCUUGUCCCAAAUGCCAUGUGCCAGUGGAGAAACAUGGAGGAUGCAUGCACAUGAAAUGCCCCAGAUCGUCUUGCCUGUUUCAAUGGUGCUGGCUGUGCGGCAUGGAAUGGAACCGUGACUGCAUGGGAGACCACUGGUUUGGGUAACGGACCAGAAAAGUGAAGAAGCACGAAUAGAACCACAGAACCCAAAGAUUCUUCUUCCACUCAGUUGUUCUUUGCAUUUCUUUCAGGAUGACCUCAAAGGGACAGUAAUAAGUACCCUCCUAGGCUAAAUAGAACAGAAUUAGUCCCAUUGCUGAUCACUGCAUAAUUAAACCCCCUCCCUCCCACCAGCAUAAAACAUGUGGGUGGGUAUGAACGAGAUUGGCUUUAGUUGUGAUGUGCUAAGAUGGCAACGCUCAAAAAACGCCAGACUAUCUGGCCUGAAAUUUCAAGCUUUUUCUUUAGAAAACUGUGAGUAUUUUAAUCCAUAAAAACAAUAUUAUCACUCGCAUUUAUCUCUCAUCUGAUUAAGCAAUGGUGGAGGCAGUUUGUGAUUUUAGUUGCCCUUGGUGUCAGGCAUUGCUUUUGCUGAAUCUUAUUUUGACAGAUGCAAUGUGACAAACUCAUUUGGCUUUUUAAAAUCAGUUUUCUUUUUCGUUUGAAAAAUUGAAUUAUGGAAAAGAUGUAUGAAACAUUGGCAGCCUUUGUCGUUUCCUUUGUAGGCCUCUUCAUUCAACAGUCAUGGAAUUUUUAAGCAAUUGAGGCCUCAUUGGAAAAAGGUGCAAAUUGAUGAGUAGCAGUUGUUAGACUUUUUAAUUUAUAGCUAAAAAGGCAGAUAACAUGGGUAAGAUAAUAAUAAGAUCACUUGUACUGCAAUCAUUUUCCAUCCAAAUUCUAUGUCAUGUCAAAACAAUGCUGCAUUGCUUAAUUAUAUAACUUGGUGUUUUUUCUUCACUAUUCGCCUAGUUUCAGGGCAAUCUUCACUUUAUUGCACAUUUUGUUAUUUGCACUGGAGCUGGAUAGUCUAAACGGUACUAUACACCAAAUGUGUAGACCUUGGCCAAUAGCAGUAGGCUAGAUUACAUAUUGUACAACAAAUAUAAAACAUUCUCUCCUUUCAACAGUGGGCACCGUACAUUCAUAAUGCCCAUGUGUCUCUCUUUGCUUGUGUAGCUCUCUGCUCUUUAGUAUCUCAAGAAUAAUAAAGUGAUACAAUUAAACUCUGUUUGAA